Molecule: messenger RNA, 687 nt
Organism: Brassica oleracea var. oleracea
Lineage: Eukaryota; Viridiplantae; Streptophyta; Magnoliopsida; Brassicales; Brassicaceae
Product: transcription and mRNA export factor SUS1-like
Exons: 5
Coding region: 118-462 (114 amino acids)
Biological process (GO): poly(A)+ mRNA export from nucleus; positive regulation of DNA-templated transcription; regulation of transcription by RNA polymerase II
Cellular component (GO): nuclear pore; SAGA complex; DUBm complex
Molecular function (GO): chromatin binding; transcription coactivator activity
Source: RefSeq, a predicted model, not a curated record
GUCGUCGUCGUCGUCGUCUGCUUUGUUAACACAGUCUGGGGUUUGCUGGGAGAUUCUGGAAAAAUCCUCCACCAUUGUUGAUCCUAUUUCUUGAUUUGAUCGAUCGAUUCUAAACACAUGAAACACUCGGUGAAUCGUCCUCCGACGCCUGAUGAAGACGUGACGGAAUCUCCCGAGAGGGACGAGCUCACGCUUGGAGAAAUCAUCAACAUCAAGUUGGUGGAGAGUGGAGAGAAAGAGAAUCUGAUGGAGCUCGUGAGAGAUAGAUUGGUGGAGUCUGGUUGGAAAGAUGAGAUGAGGAUUGCUUGCAGGGAGCAUGUAAAGAAGAAAGGGAGGAAAGAUGUUACAGUGGAUGAACUAAUACGAGCCAUCACUCCCAAAGGCAGAGCUUCAGUACCAGAUGCUGUCAAGGAAGAGCUGUUGGACAGAAUCCAAAACUUCAUUCGGUCAGCUGCUCUUUGAUUCGUCCAAGACCAUUUACUACGAAGGAUGAUGAUGGUGGUUUCUACUUGUACCCAACACUAACCAAAUGUAUCAUCUUUGCUGUUGUAGAAGAAUUAGCUUUCCUAUUUCAACUCUUAUCAUGUACCAAAUGAAACAAUGCCAUCCUUAAAAAGUAGAAAACUUAUCAUUUAGAACAUUUGUUUUUUUUUUCUUAUACCACUGGUUUGUCUCUGUUAUUUGAUC